GAGGCAGUUGACAGCGCAGAGCUAUACAAACAGCAGCUGGUAAACAAACCCAUUUCAAGACGGGACUGGAACGCGAACAAGAAACGUCUACGUAGAUUUAGAUCUCAUUUUAGUAUCGCACUGAGGACAUCGAAAAUAGCACGACCCACACAUGCUAUUUUUUCUGGCGUUGGUUGUUAAAUGAGGGCAAAACGCUAAACUGCGGUAGAUUGCCUACGACACGAUACCUUUGAGAUAGCAGUUCUAUUAUUACAGUAAUUCGCACUGUCGGGAAUCGACACUCGAGGUCAGCGAAUGAUGCACUGCAGCACUUUUCUACUUUACCAUUCUAUUUGUAGAGUACCCCUUAAGGGAUGUAGGUUGGUGUCUAUAGCUAGAAUAUUUUCCCCUGCGCUGGACUGAAAGCAUCAGCCCUCUGCUAUAUCAACAUCAUGGGACCCAUCAUGCAGGAACGCACAGCGUCCACGACACUGAAAAGAGUGACGUCCAAAGAGAAAAUUCGGGUGAAAAAUGCUGAAAAUAACGGGCCGAUUAACCCCAGUUCAAAGAAAGUUAACAAGGUGAAGAAGGCAGGAUCCCAACUGAAAAAUGGGCUCCCAUCUCCGGGUCACAAUAAGGACACAGUGCCAACUGCCCAGAAGACCACUCAAUAUAGAGGGAGCAGAGUCAAGUCUGACACUGCCCGAAACACAACCAAACUUUCAAGCCCUCAAGAAGAAGGCGUCUUGAAGCCCAAACCACACAAGCUCUCUUUAGCCCCGAGGAAAGACGAGAGGCGCGAGGUGCAGCGAGCGUCCCCAUGUUGCGCGGAGCUAGACCAGAACCGUGGGGCCAUGAGCAGGAGUCGAAGGGCUCUCUCUCUCCCCCUGUCGUCUCCCAUACCUGGGCUACAUCAGGGACCGACGCAGGCUCUCACCCACAUCCACAUCGGAGGCUCCACCCUGGAGUCCCUCAGACACUACGAGUCUAAGGAAGACGAUACCGACAGCGCCAGCGAUCUCUCGGACUCCGAGCGACUGCCCGUCCUCCCCUCCCCCUGCACGCCCUGCACCCCUCCUCACCUCAACCUCCGCGCCGAGGUCAUCAACUCCAACGACUUCCCCCCAGACUUCCCGGGGCCUGGUGGAGCCUCGGCGGAGGACAGUGGCGACGCUCCCAGCUACAGCUACCCCGACUUCCUGCCUCCGCCCUUCAACACCUGGAGCCUGCGGCAGCUGGCGGUCUUCCUCCACACGGAGGGCCGAGGCGCCCCCAGGCCCAAGCCCGUGGGCCCCCUGGAGAAGUACCUGGAGAGGCUGCUUCAGCUGGAGUGGCUCCAGAUCCAGACUCUGCAGAUGGAGAGUGGCAGCAAGCCCUCUGGCCUUCAUCCCCGGCCCUUAGGCUUCCCCUCGGCCACCGCUACCCAGCUGCCUCGGCCCCACACGGCACCCCCCACCCGCCUCAACUCCCCGAAGGGCCCUCGGCAGUCCCACCGCACCUUCCCUUUCGCCCCGGUUAACAACCCCCCAUCUCCGGCCUCCGCCCAGCAGCACUUCUCCCGGCUGCCGGUCUGCCCUCACUGUAACAUCCGCUACCCGCUCUGCAACGGGAGCUGCUCCGCCUAUGCCUACCAGCGCCACUCCCGGCUAAGCCCCCUGCUGGAGCGUAGGGCCCGACCCGGGGCCCCCGCCAAGAGGAGCAGCAGUGAGACCCGGGCUGCGUCCUCCGAGGGCAGGGCCCCGGGAAGCAGCCAAGGAGGCGCAGAAGCAGGAGGGGGAGGAGCACAUACCCCAGGAAGCCCCUCUGCAGGAAGGAGCCACAUGAAACACAUUCAGGCGGCAGGCAAUGCCCGCAAGCCCUCCCAAGAGCCUGGCGCCAAUGGCAACGGCAAAGGUCAGGCGGGCACGAGGAAGGGUCGAGUCCGAACCAGCUCGGAAACGGAGCGGAGGAAAGAGCCGAGCGGGGUCAGAGGAGUCGUCGGCGUGGAGAAACGUGUCAACUCCGGGAGUAAACGAGAGGUCAACACCAUUAAGAGGGCUGAGAGAGACUGUCAGAAGAGUGCUGAAGUGGGAGGAGCUCAGGCAGCCAAGACCGGCAUCAGAAAAACAUCAAAGGAAGUGUCCUCUUUCUCCAGGGCACCCAUAGGAGACAAGCAGAAUGUCAAAGCAAAAAACGUUGUUGCAAAGUAAACCACUUAUUUGUCGGUAUAGUGGAGCUAUAAGCUAUGCUUGCUGUAUGUGUAAUUAUCAGUGCUUUAUUAACAUGUCCUGUAGAACUGUUUUACAGCAGUAUAAAUCAGUCGUGUGUAGCCUUAAAAAGGUUAAAAUAAUGACAUCUGCUAUUCUAUUUAUUUCAGUCGUAUUCCUUCAUAAGAGACAGUCAUCAUAGAUUAAUGUAGUUCUCAAGCAAUAUGGUUGUAGAGCUUUUGGUGAACUGUUAGGAAACAAGUUAGAGCUGACCGGGCUAGGCUUAUAGGCACACCGAACACCUUGGCUCACGGCACUUUGCACUGUACAGCCACUUCAGUUCGUACAGGUUUAAAACAUAACUGGUAAGAUUGUAACAGUAUCUAUUCAAGCCUUCUUCAACAAUGGAUUCAUCAUAAAGCACUUCCAUUUAAGAUCACUUGUAAACACGGGUCACUAAUAGUAUAUUAGUGGAGUUGUUGUUUGGUGUUACAACGUGUUACUUAAUGUUCACUCUGUUGGUAGUUUGAUGUUGCUUGAAAUUUUAAUUGCUUUUGUUUUUUGUGCCUACAAGAAGUGCUUGGUAUUUGGUUUAAGGUAUCAGUUGGGAUCAGUUGAACUGGAUUGGAAACAAUAAAUUGUGCUAUUGUAGUAU
Molecule: messenger RNA, 2820 nt
Organism: Osmerus eperlanus (European smelt)
Lineage: Eukaryota; Metazoa; Chordata; Actinopteri; Osmeriformes; Osmeridae
Gene: fam217ba
Product: family with sequence similarity 217 member Ba
Exons: 4
Coding region: 432-2168 (578 amino acids)
Source: RefSeq, a predicted model, not a curated record